ACACACCCAGUGAGGUCUCUGGAGCCGCGGUGCGGGAAGCGGGGACCCGGGUUUGAAUCCUGCCCCUCUGGUGUGGUGCGGCCUCUUCCCACAGACUUUUGGCCUCAGUGUUCCCCGCCUGGGAAGUGGGGACUGGCCCUGGUACCUGGCUCCAGAGCUGCACCCAGAGGCGAUCAGCCCGGUGCGGGAACGGGGCGGGGUGGCCGCAACUACGGGCCACGGAUCCUGACCCGCCCUGCCCACGAUGACUAUCCACAUCCUCAUCCUGCUGUUGCUCCUCGCCUUCUCCGCCCAAGGGGACCUGGACACUGCAGCCAGGCGAGGCCAGCACCAGGUCCCCCAGCACCGCGGGCACGUCUGCUACCUGGGCGUAUGCCGGACCCACCGCCUGGCGGAGAUCAUAUACUGGAUUCGCUGUCUCCACCAAGGAGCCCUCGGGGAAGGCCAGCCACGAGCCCCAGGACCCCUACAGCUAUGGGCGCCGCCGGUGGCGCGAGGCGGAAGCCCGGCUCGGUUCCCAGGAUUCCGGCCUGCAGCGAGGGGGCUAGCGCAGUGCCCAGCUCGCUGGGUGACCUCGGGCACGGCUCGUCCCCUCCUCGGCUUCAGUUUGCCUAUCUGUAUGUUGGAGCUUCUACUCCACAUUUCUUCUCCCCUAACUCCAGCCCCUGAAACCGUCUUCCCCAGUCCCUCCCCGGGCUGCGACUAGGUUGGACCUAGAAGCACACGGGACCAGGCUGGGCGAAGAACACUGACGCCCAGAGCCGAAUAAACAAGAGUUCCGUGUUUCA
Homo sapiens (human) is the source of this 788-nucleotide messenger RNA. RefSeq names its product adrenomedullin 5 (putative) (gene ADM5). Lineage: Eukaryota; Metazoa; Chordata; Mammalia; Primates; Hominidae. The transcript is spliced from 2 exons. Gene Ontology annotation, cellular component: extracellular region. The coding region runs from base 245 to 706 and encodes 153 amino acids. The record is from RefSeq and is marked validated.